Thamnophis sirtalis is the source of this 1137-nucleotide messenger RNA. The record is from RefSeq and is a predicted model, not a curated record. Lineage: Eukaryota; Metazoa; Chordata; Lepidosauria; Squamata; Natricidae.
GCGUUCUGAGAUAUACAAGACAUUAAUGAAAAUGGUAGUAGUUAGCACUAAAAAAAAACUACUGAGUUUCACAGUUCACUGAUUUCUCAUUGAGGCCACAUUUGAAUAAUCUCUUCUCUGGUUAAACUUUGUUUCUCUUCCUUUUGACACUCAGUUGUAAUGAAGAACAAAACCAGUUACAAUACUGUCUCUUCUCAUCCAGGCCUGCGAUGGACGAUCACAACACAACCUGCCCGGAUCCCAACUUCUGCUAUGACCGGCUGAUCAAACGAUGCUAUAGCUGUAAACGCAUGCAAAGAGGAUCCAGGAAAGAGACAAUAAUCAUCAUGGCAAUAUUAUGGCUUGUAAUCCUGAAACAAAGACGGAAGAGAAGGAGAAAAACUGGAAAGGAGAAUUCCCAAGAAAAUGGCAAGUGCGCUUGUAUUUUGGCCAAUGAAGCUCAAACAAACCAUGACUGCGAACCAAGAGACAAUGACCUUGGACAGCUUCAAUGCCCACAUUUAAAUGCUGUUACUAUGAUCACCCAGGAUGAUGUCUUAAAGGAGAAUAUUCCCUGUGUUGCUUUCACAAGAAGUCAGGAAGUGAUUACCUCGUCUCCCCAUGAUGAAAAAUGCAACUCCUUAUUUCCACUGCCAGCAACUGAAUUUGGAGCAACUAUGCUGGUGACUACAAAGACCAUUCAGGAGGACAUCCUCAGUAAGGAGUUGCCAUAAUAAUUCCUUUAAAAGGGCUUAGAUUAGCAAAUGCAAUCUCUCAAACAUUAUAUGGCUCAUUAUUAGAGGCAGGUCGAUUCAUCUUGGUGUAACUAUAAUUUGGGAAAUAACAAUUUUUACUUUUAAUGAAUUCAUCUCUUCCAAAAUGUCCAGCUAUAACUAUGGUGAAAUGAGAGGACAUACCACACCCAAUCCACCAAGAUCAGAGAAUCUUAGAAAAAAAUCAUGUUCAAGGGAGUAAAAUAAUCUUGCUUUAAUUUCUGCAUCCUGAAACUCACUCAGUAAGAUUCUUGUAAGUUAUUGUAUUUGCUAUAGUUAAAAACAAAAAAACAAAAAAAUAACCUUAUACAUGAAAUAAGUAAAUAGAGUAAGAGUGUAAGUGAAACAAUUUCAAUGACUAAGAGACAUGUUUAAGCUAUUGUAC